Molecule: messenger RNA, 1756 nt
Organism: Cololabis saira (Pacific saury)
Lineage: Eukaryota; Metazoa; Chordata; Actinopteri; Beloniformes; Belonidae
Product: plexin domain-containing protein 1-like
Exons: 13
Coding region: 75-1493 (472 amino acids)
Source: RefSeq, a predicted model, not a curated record
GUGGAAGUGGGACAAAAUUUGUUUUUGCAAAGAGAAGAAGGAGAGAAAAGAGCAGCUGUUUUUUAGUGUCUAACAUGUCCUUCAGCGCGCUGAUGCUGCUUCUCUGUCUCUCCCAAACAGGGCAGGCUGAAGUUCGGGUUCAGCAACGGACAGAUGACAGUGUGAUCGCACCGCAGCAUGUCGACUCAGCUGCCGGUGACGGACCCCAGGGAUCAUCCUCGGGCCACACCAGGAUGAGCAGGGCAGUUCUGGGUGGCAAAAUAACAAUCACCACGCUGCCAGACAACACGACCCGAGUGGUGGAGAACUUUGCCAAGUACUACACGUGGCAAAGCUUUGGGCCUAUGGAUCAGCGUACAAAGGACCACUGGGUCGACAUGAGUGAUGUCCGGCACGGCCAAGUUAGAGUCCAUGGCAUUCUGUCAAACACAUAUAAACAGGCUGUGAAGGUUGCCCUGUCUUUUGAUUUUCCCUUCUACGGUCAUUACCUGAGGCAGAUUACCAUAGCAACAGGAGGAUUUAUCUUCACAGGGGACAUCACUCACCGCAUGAUGACCACGACUCAGUACAUCGCCCCUCUGAUGGCGAACUUUGACCCCAGCCACUCUAAAGAAUCCACUGUACAAUACCUGGAUAACGGAGAAGUGUUUGUGGUCCAGUGGGAGCGGGUCAGACUCCUCGGGAGGGAAUCAGAGGGCGCGUUCACUUUUCAGGCUGCACUUCAUAAAACGGGGAGCAUCACUUUCAGCUACCGGGAUAUACCUCUGUCAUUAGAUGCAAUUGGAUCAGCUGAGCAUCCAGUGAAGGCCGGUUUGUCUGAUGCCUUUAUCGUCACGCCACCUUCUUCUGACUCACCAGACGAGCAUCAGACAACAAUCUACGAGUACCAUCGAGUUGAGGUGGACAUGACAAAAAUCACCAGUCAUUCUGCAGUUGAGUUCACACCAUUGCCGACCUGCCUUCAGCAUGACAGCUGUGAUCUUUGCCUCUCGUCCAACCAAACCUCCGGCUGCAGUUGGUGUAAUGUUCUCCAGAGAUGUUCAGAUGGCAUGGAUCGACACAGACAGGAAUGGCUGGAUUAUGGCUGUUCAGGAGAGUAUGGGCAGAGCAAUUAUGCAACCUGUGAAGAUUACUUCAGGAAUGAAAGCAUCUUUGAGUCUUCUGUUACACCUGAAACCGAGGAAAUUACAUUUUUAACUCCUCAACAAAAAGGCUGUGAAAAUGUCAAUACAGAUUCUUCAAACAAAAAGAAAGGAUUCACCACCCCAGGAGUGAUAGCUGGUGUGGUAGCUGCUCUGGUGUUACUUUUGGCACUGACACUUGUUGCUCUUUACAUCCAAUGCCAUCCCACUGUUACAUCACCACAUUUCUUCAUCCAGAGGCGCAAGAGCUACUGGCCCUCCCUGAAGUUUCAACAGCAGCAGCCUGGUUACACAGAGGUGGAGGGAGACGGACACGAAAAAUACAGCAUUGUUGAAGCUGGACCAUGCUGAAAUCAGUAAACUUGUAUUCAAACAUAUAAUAUGUGAAAGAAAACACACUCUAAAAUUAAGUUUUGCUUUGCUUGAUUUAAGUUAAACUAUUUGUUGUGUAAUUUUUAAAUAAAUGACAUUGAUGAAAAGUGUUUGAUUAUUUUGAACUUAAGUCGAACUGUCCAACAAACUUUUUGAUUGUUAUUAUCUCUUCUGACAAUAUAAGAAAAGUACAUGAGUUGUGCUCUUUUAUAUCAAACAAAUAAAAAUGUGGAUGCGAUAGA